This is a messenger RNA of Effrenium voratum, 165 nucleotides long. Lineage: Eukaryota; Dinophyceae; Suessiales; Symbiodiniaceae. The record is from the annotation of a GenBank genome assembly.
AUGGCUUACUCCCUGCAGAGAGACGUUUGGUCAGCUCUGGGCCCUUUGCCGCCUGCGCUGCGUACCUUCGACGCGCGGCCCAUCCUCUCCGUGGGGGUCAAGGCUGCCGAUACCCUUUUGGCGAUUGACUGGUGGUCGAAGAUGGUGCUCAAUGCUCCCAAAUGA